This is a messenger RNA of Exophiala aquamarina CBS 119918, 3666 nucleotides long. RefSeq lists its product as uncharacterized. The coding region runs from base 1 to 3666 and encodes 1221 amino acids. The transcript is spliced from 3 exons. Gene Ontology annotation, molecular function: protein binding. NCBI's taxonomy places the organism in Eukaryota, Fungi, Ascomycota, Eurotiomycetes, Chaetothyriales, Herpotrichiellaceae. The record is from RefSeq and is a predicted model, not a curated record.
AUGAGUGUACAACACCAUAAUGAAAAGGCCCAACGCUAUAUUCAACAGCUAGACGUGGCACGUAUUACUUCCAGUUGGAAAGAUGUUCCCGAGUUGAUUCGAAAGAUUACAAAACACGCCUCCGGUCGCAAGCGCCUGUUACAGGUUGCAAAGGCUGAAGUUGAUGUCAUCAACUAUGCCACUGCUGCCCGCAGACCCGGCACUUCCGAAUCCACAAAGCCUUCUUUACAAUCCGUCUCUGCUUUGCAAGCGGAAAUCAAGCCGAGCGAACAUCCAGACGAAGAGACCCUCCAAGGCCAAUCAUGCUUGCUCUGGGCACGCUGGAUCGGAUAUCAUCAGAAAGAGACCGCCAGUUCGACAUUAACAUUUGACCCUGCGCGAGCAGCUGCGGAUGCGAAUUCUACUUGGACGAAGAUUUGUGUGGUAAAGGCUGCAUAUAUCCAGGGAAUGCUUCUUAGCCAGGAAGGGCUGGGCAAGCAGGGCAAUGAUGUAUACCAAACAAUCUUGCCGUGGCUAGAUUCCAAUCGCAGCCUUGUGGUGUCUACACCGCAACUCCUCUACUGGGCGCAGCAACUACUCGGACAGGUUGCGUUAGGCAACAGAGCACCGGAUGACUCUGCUCUCGAUUUCGACGGAUCGUCAAAUUUCAGGUUACAGGCUUUCCGCCACUGGGCAGUUCUUACUGUGAAGAGUAAGCCUGUCUCCUCUUUAGCCUACGGAAAUGCACGGGGUCAUUUGUCAAGCCUUACAAUGUGGAGGACGUAUUACAGGUUUAUGUCAGGCAUUCUACACCAACGGCCCGGGGCUGGUCAAAAUGUGGCUAUUAGUCGAUCCGAGCUGGCUGUGGAGCUCCGUCGAGUGGAGACAUCAUACGAAAGCGAGUUACUACGAAACGCACAUUUCCCAAAGGCCAUCGAAUCAAACAAGCCUGUGGAGGACUGGGUUGAGGAAGUCGUUGGGAAUUGGCUCAUUCUCUGUGGCUCCAACUGGACUGAAUCUGAUCUUGGUGACGGCGGUCGAAAUUCUGUAGGAAGGAAUGUGUUGGAGAUCCUGUAUCGUGCAGCGACCAAGACAUUUCACUCAACCCUCAUUCUCCGGAGAUUGUUUCAGCUACACAAGGCUCUUGCCGAUUUCGAUCUUGCUUAUAAGGCCCUGGAUACGUAUGUUGAACUGAUGGACAGUGGCAGAGCGCGAGCUGCUAAAUCCAAUGAGGCUGCAAUGGGGCAAGACAGUGAUGAGCUCUUUCUGCAGACAAUCUCCGAGGCUAUCGAGGGGCUUUGUUCUCAUGGAGGUCAGGCCGAAGCGGAAAAGGCGUAUGAUCUAUGCCUUAAAGUGGAAGGUCUUCUCGAUGAGCUUGGACUUUUUUUGCCUCAUGAAGAACCAAAUGGAGGAACAGCAAUCGGCGGACGAGUUUAUGGCGAUUGCCCUCUGCGAGAUCCAUUGUCACCGACCCUUACCGACACGGUCUAUCGGGCGAUCGGUAUCGGGAAGUCGCAAUGGGCACGGUGGACUCCUUUCAGCGAGAAUCGGUCUUCGCUGCAGUCCGAGGCUAUUGGGUGUCUUCAAAAGGCAUCCCGGCAGGACGUAUCACCUCAUCAGCAGCUUAAAACUAUGUUUGCGCUCGCCUGCCUGCUUGCGGAGACUCGGGAGAUUGACCAGGCAGUAGCGAUUGCGAAGAGAGCACUUGCGUCUCAGCCGCCAGAGCAUGAGGUGGAGAGCUCUUACCAAGUGCAGAGAAAUCUGAUACCAUUUUGGCAUCUGCUCUCUCUGCUACUGACCUCCAGACAGGACUUUGGAACAGCGAGUCAGAGUUGUGCAGCAGCAUUUGAGCAAUUUGAGCCAUCCGAUGUGAUCUUUGGAACACUCUCUGAUGAGUCAGGGGUGAGUGAGACGUCAGGAGUCGGGCCACGGAAAGGAGGCCUUGUUGAUGACAUGGAAGGGGAUGAGUUAAGGAGGAUCAUUGAAAUACGAAUCACGGAACUCGCAUUGACUGAGCUCAAUGAGGGACAUGAGCACGCGGUCAAUAGUAGUAACGACUUGCUGGGACUCUAUUCACGUUUAUUCGGCCGACUAGGUGGCCUCACGAGUCCGGACAACAGCUCCAAGCCGAAGUUGAUGCAACCACCGAAGAGCUCGGCAGGAACGGUGAAAAGCUCUCAUGCUAGCCUUUUUUCCAGGAGAAAGGUAGGCCAGUCCAACGAAUCGACCAAAGGGUCGCGGACAGUCAAUGGAGCAUCGAUACCAGAAGAAGCGACACGGCCAAACACUCGAGCGACACAGGCGACUGAUGCACCUACUAUCCACGUGACAAACGAAGACGAAGCGGCGUCGCCACCGAAGCACCGCCUGUUUAGAACAUCACAUGAGCAUAAUAGAAAUGAGAAGCGGAACUCACCCGGGAAACCGCAAGGGAACCGGCCUAGACAUCGACUCUCACGAUCGAGAAGCCGUGGUAGGCGAGAAGAUGUGACAAGUCACGAAUCAAACGACAGACCGUCAUAUGAAACAGGCAAAGCGAAAGGACCAAAUCCGGCAAGCACUGAAGACUCUGCCCAGGACAAGCUAGGAACCAUCCCUUCGCAGGAAGUUCCGGCAAUCCGACCUGAAACCGGGCACGACACGAGUGAAAGGGCCAAACAACCGUUGAAACCAAUUCCUCAUAACCUGGGGUCACACGAUGAAAUACCACUUCCUGCGAAGCACGAUGUUCAACCACCAGAACAAGACGUCCGAUUGCCUGUGGGAAAGCCAAACAGUGCGGUGUCGGACAUGGUGCCUCGAUUCCCGCGAGCCAUGGCACAAAGACAGGCGUGGACGGUUCUGGUCAAGAUCUGGCUGGUGAUAGCUACUCUCUAUCGUCGGUCGAAGAUGUUUGAGGAUUCUCGAGAAGCCUGUGACGAAGCUGCCAAGGUGGCACUCCGGGUCGAGACGUUGGUUGCAAGCGUGGAGAGUUCGGCUCGAGCAUUCUGUCAAGCAGGCUGGGGCGUUGGGAGCAAAAGCUCGGAUGAACUGUGGGCGGACGUCUACUUUGAGCGGGCGGAAUUGCUUCUGGCGAUCGCACGUGAACGCGAGGAAAAAGAAGGCGGCGGCAUAUCUGAAGGGGUUCGAGAGGCCGUGGAGCAGUAUGAGCAAUGUCUGAUGUAUUUCCACAACCACGCUGGAGGGAUGGUGGGACUCAGCAAUGUUCUACUGGACUACUACGAACGCAAGGUGGAACUUGGAAAGAAAGUUGAUGGAGCCAAGCCAGCUUUGAGUGCGGUGGCUGCGCGUACCGCGAAGGGAGAAGAGUCAGUGGAGGAGCGUCCGCGAAGACAUCGGAGGGAUUUCUCACGACAAUCUAUAGAGGAUCCUGUAGCUAACGGCACUGUGGAGAGCACGAUGAGAGCAAGUGAGCACUCACAACGAAUCAAGGAGGAUGAGCUUAAGAAGACACCCGAGAAUCUGAAUCGGCUCGCAGCUCGAGAUCGGGCAUACGGACUUCUGACAACGCUGACGAAGCUGGGGAGCGGAUGGGACAACUCUGAGGCAUGGCUCGCAUUGGCUCGGGCGAACGAAUUGGGAGGGGAAGUUGAGAAGGCAAAAGAAAUACUUUGGUGGUGUGUCGAGCUGGAGGAUACACGUCCUAUCCGACAUUGGCACAAUAUUGGGGGUGGAUAUGUUCUCUGA